Molecule: messenger RNA, 2241 nt
Organism: Annulohypoxylon maeteangense
Lineage: Eukaryota; Fungi; Ascomycota; Sordariomycetes; Xylariales; Hypoxylaceae
Product: P-loop containing nucleoside triphosphate hydrolase protein
Exons: 3
Coding region: 81-2045 (654 amino acids)
Biological process (GO): ribosomal subunit export from nucleus
Cellular component (GO): cytosol
Molecular function (GO): GTP binding; GTPase activity
Source: RefSeq, a predicted model, not a curated record
AUUCAUGAAAAGUGCAUUUCAUGAAUUACGUCUUCUUACAACUUCAUUCUAUUUGGAUCAAUAAAUCAUAAGUGCCCAACAUGCCUCUAGCAAAGUCCAAAACGUCUGUUGGACUGGGCAAUUCGCUCAUGAACGAUCGUUUUGGUAAAGGCAAAGGAUCUGAUCGCAAAAAGGGUGCUGCAGUCACAAGAAUCAACCACUCAACCGGUGAAGAGUAUAUCACCAACGAUAGAAAAGAAGCAGCAUGGGUCAAGAUGCGCUCCGUAACGGAGCAAGGCGCUCUAGACGAAUUUCUUGCGACGGCAGAGCUUGCCGGUACCGAUUUCACGGCCGAGAAGAUGAACAACGUCAAGAUCAUACAUACCGACCAAAGAAACCCGUACCUAUUAUCAGCGACCGAAGAGCGCGGUGUCUUAGGGAAACAUGCCAAACACAGAGGCAAGUUAACGGUGCCGAGGCGACCGAAGUGGGAUUCUUCAACUACAGCGGAUGAACUUGAUCAGCUCGAAAGAGAGAGUUUCUUGAACUGGCGAAGAGGACUCGCAGAGUUGCAGGAGCACAACGAUCUCUUGAUGACACCCUUUGAGCGCAAUCUGGAAGUAUGGCGACAACUAUGGCGUGUCAUUGAGAGAUCAGACUUGGUUGUUCAAAUUGUCGAUGCGCGCAACCCCCUGAUGUUCCGAUCCGAAGAUCUCGAAUCAUACGUGAAGGAUGUGAACCCAGCGAAGAAGAAUCUCUUACUGGUUAACAAGGCGGAUAUGAUGACGACGAAUCAGAGAAAGGCUUGGGCGACAUACUUCAAAGAGAAGCGCAUAGCCUAUCGUUUCUUCUCGGCCAGUCUAGCAAAGCAAUUAAUCGACGAACGCGAUCUAGAAGAUGAGCAAGAGGAACCUUUGGUUGGCCAGAGCUCGAAUCCAAAAACCAUUCAGAGAUCUAAGGCGGAUAGCGCUCCAGAAGACGAAAGUGACGAAGAUGAAGACGAAGACGAAGAGGACUCUGGUGUAGCCUUAACUCGGGACUCCGACGACGAUACAAGAAUAUUGACAGUUGAGGAGCUAGAGGACAUAUUCCUCAAGCAUGCAUAUGACCCUGAUGACCCAGACAAGAAGUUACAAAUUGGGUUAGUUGGUUAUCCCAACGUCGGUAAAUCGUCAACAAUCAAUGCCCUCAUCGGCGCCAAGAAAGUGUCUGUUUCCGCUACACCUGGUAAAACGAAGCAUUUUCAAACUAUUCACUUAAGCGACAAGGUUAUCUUAUGCGAUUGUCCCGGUCUCGUAUUCCCCAAUUUUGCAACCACAAAAGCAGAUCUCGUAUGUAAUGGCGUCUUGCCAAUUGAUCAACUCCGAGAAUUCACGGGUCCCGCAGCUCUAGUUGCACACAGAAUUCCUCAACCAUUCUUAGAGGCCAUAUAUGGUAUCCACAUCAAGACAAGACCAUUGGAAGAAGGUGGAACAGGAUUCCCCACCGCAAGUGAGCUCUUGGCAGCCUAUGCCAGAGCUCGAGGCUUUGCCACCCAGGGUGUGGGACAGCCAGACGAAUCACGAGCUGCCAGAGUUAUACUCAAGGAUUACGUGAACGGCAAGCUCUUAUACGUCGAGCCCCCACCUAAUGGUGGUGAUGGUGCGGAUUUCAACCGCGAGCUAUACGAUGCAGAGCAUCUACCAGAAAAGCGCAAAGCAGCCCUGCUCGCGGCUAUGGAUGCCUUAGAUGUAGGUGACGGCGAGUCGACGGUCGACACCGAAAUGCUAGCCCUGCCAACGGGUGUUAAGUCAGCAAAACUCGACAAGGCUUUCUUUGCGCGUCAGGGGAAUUCGGGACAUAUGAGAAUGCCAUUUAGCCAUAAGUAUACAGAGCAAGGAAAGGCACAGGCACAGGCACAGGCACAAGCCAAGCAUCUUAGUGGACGAAAGGCCAGAGCUAUGAUUGCGUUAGAAACGGGUGUUGAUCCUAAAGAUGUUCAGCUCGGUUCUAGUAAGAAGCACUUUAAGGGUGGAAUUAAGGGGAAGGGAAAGAGAGUUGACAAUAAGAUGCUCAACGAAGACUGAGAAGAUUGGGAGUAAAGCUUCAUCGACCGAGAAAAUGGGGUGAAGGGAAAACACUAUGAAGACAUGAUGAUAUAUCUAAGUCGUUGCUGCCACAUGGACUCGAUUGGCACUUCAAUGGCUAUUCGCAUCAAUAUAAGAAACGUGGUGAUGACUACUUGUGCAGAGUCCACAAAUCCUCCUGUUGAUGAAUCCGAAC